CAACAUUACGAUUCAAACCAACUGUUUGAAUCAUUGUACACUGUUAAAUUGUGCGAGUGGUGUUUUGACAGCCGUAUCGUGUGUCGCUCGCCUGACAGUCGAGUCGGUUUGACAUUUGUUAUUACAUAAACAAACGCAGACAUAACAAAUAGAGUUUUUUUUAUCAUUAGAAAAUUCGUUCAUUCAUUUAGGUUCAAAAAUUUUUUCUAGAAAAUGCAAUCGUCUAAAUUGUUAUUAAAAUUGGAAAAAUUCGCCCACUUCCAUAGUGUCCGCCGUUUCAUAAGUAAUCAAUUUGUGCCGAAGCAUCAGCCAGCUGGUCCGAAUGAUGUACAAAAAUUGGAAAACUUUCUCAGGGAUAAGCAAAAUGUGUUAGUUCUGACUGGAGCAGGCAUAUCGACUGAAUCAGGAAUUCCUGAUUAUCGUUCAGAGGGUGUUGGACUGUAUGCUCGGAGUAAUUCAAAGCCAGUGCAACAUUUGGAGUUCAUUCGAUCGCCUAAAGUGCGUCGACGAUAUUGGGCGCGAAACUUUGUAGCAUGGCCGCAUUUUUCGAAUAUUCAGCCAAAUGAUACGCACAAAGCGUUGGCUCGCCUACAGCAUAACGGCCAAAUUGGUUCAAUUGUCACACAAAACGUGGAUCGGCUACACACAAAAGCUGGCAGCAAAGAUGUAUUGGAAUUGCAUGGAUGCGGUUAUAAAGUGAUUUGUUUAGGUUCGCAUUGCGACUAUUCAAUCGACAGACAUGAGCUGCAGUUGAUUUUAAAUUCGAUGAAUCGAAAUUUGAUGGAACGAAUUGAUUUUAUGCGACCGGAUGGUGAUGUUGAUAUACCACAGGAAUACAUAGACUCGUUCAAAGUACCCGAUUGCCCAAACUGCGGUGGCAUGUUAAAACCUGAAAUUGUAUUCUUCGGUGACAACGUACCAAAGCAACGUGCCGAGAGACUAGCGAAUUUGGUGUGCAAUAGCGAUGCGCUCCUAAUCCUUGGCUCAAGUAUGCAAGUAUACUCAGGCUAUCGAAUUUUGUUACAUAGUCACGAUUUGGGAACUCCAAUCGCAAUUGUAAAUAUCGGAAGUGUUCGCGGUGAAGACAAAGCCCAAUUGAAAAUUUCAACCAAAUGCGGCGAUGUUAUACCCAAGCUAUUUGUAUCCAAUUAAAAAAAAUAAAACACAUUUUUUUUUACCAAAAGAAAACAAA
Messenger RNA from Sitodiplosis mosellana (orange wheat blossom midge), 1192 nucleotides. It is a transcript of the gene Sirt4, whose product is annotated as NAD-dependent protein deacylase Sirt4. Bases 214 to 1152 code for a protein of 312 amino acids. Gene Ontology annotation, molecular function: NAD-dependent protein lysine deacetylase activity; NAD+ binding. Lineage: Eukaryota; Metazoa; Arthropoda; Insecta; Diptera; Cecidomyiidae. The transcript is spliced from 3 exons. The record is from RefSeq and is a predicted model, not a curated record.